Messenger RNA from Leptinotarsa decemlineata (Colorado potato beetle), 3753 nucleotides. RefSeq lists its product as uncharacterized. The record is from RefSeq and is a predicted model, not a curated record. Lineage: Eukaryota; Metazoa; Arthropoda; Insecta; Coleoptera; Chrysomelidae.
AAAAGAAAAGAGCGAGUAAAACCCAUUAUAUAUUAGGAAAAAAAGAUACGGUUAGCGGAAAAUCAGUCAUUUGUGAAAUCAAAUUGAAUAAAAUCAGCAGGUUCAUAUAUGUUUUACCAGAAACUGGUAAAAAAUUCAUUGAAGAAGAAAUAAAUUACAUACGGGAACAAGAAAAUCGCUAUCAAACAGAUGAAGAAAAUAUUGAGGUUUCAGAGCAUUUGGAAGAACAACAGUUUUCAGAUGAACUAUCUAGAUAUUCUGGCUCAAAAUCAGGUACCCAAACUGAGCAAAAUGAAAACAAAAAUAACAUAUUUUUAUUCGAUACAGAAACUUCAUCGGAACGUUGUGAAAAUUUUGAAUCUAGUUUAUCAGAAAUCAACAUCAAAUAGUGUGCUACUUGAUAAUGAUCCAUUAGCUCAUGCUUCAUUUACGAAUGGGAUUGAUUUAGAAGAUUCCAAAAUGGAAUUACUGAUUGAUAAUAUGGAAUAUCAGAAGGUACCUAACGUCAAAACAGAUGAAUAUACGAAUGUUUUAGUCAACUAUGAUAAUGCAUGUUCAUCAGAAAAAUAUUUCGUCGUGGAAGAAAGUGAUAGUGAAUUGAAUAUUGUUACACAUGUUCAUAGUUUUUCAAUUGAUUCAAAACUUUCAAAUCAGGAGAAAAAUGAUGACCAAAAUGGUUCUUUAGAAAUAAAACCUAUAAAGAAAAUAAUAGUAUCAGCAGAAGAUAUCGCUGACCUCGAAACUGAAAAACAGAAAGAAGAGUUAAAAGCUCAUUCAAAGAAAAUAAUUAAUAUAUUACAAGACAUUUCUCUCUCAAACCUUAAUACUGAUCACUACGAUGAAGGCAAAAAUAGUUCAGAUCCAAUUUUGUCUGAUUCAUCUACAGAACCUUAUUGUGAUAGUGGAAGUGAGUAUUUACCUUCUGAUAGAGAAGACGUUCCUGAAAAAUUCAUGAGAACGAAGUGCAGAAAACAAAUACAGAGGAAGUCAACGUUGGAAGAAAAUAUUGAAGCAAUGAAACCAUCUUUUGAAAACAGUGUUUACUCAAAUAGUGAAAUAGUAGAAAAAUUGCAGAAUACUACUUCAAGUUGUUCAAAAUUCACUGUACCUGAUAAAAAUUUGAAUGUGAACAUAUCUCUAGAUGUUGCUGAAAUGAAGGACAAUAAACGAAUAUAUGACAAAACACACUGUUGCUACAUAUGUCAUCAGAAGUGUCUCAAAAUGGCUAGGCAUUUGGAAUUGAAACAUCAGAAUGAGCUUGCCGUUGCACAGAUUUUUGUUAAAGAAAAAAAAUCUUCAGAGAGAAGAAAAAGUUUCUUAGAACUCAUAAGGGUUGGCGAUUUCUAUCACAAUAUGGAGGUUCUGUCAUCUAAAACUGGACAACUGAUUCUGUGUAGGCGUCCAUCGGCCAUUUGUGGCCGUUUGCUCUCAUAUAAUGAUUUUGGACCUUGUCCGUAUUGUUUAGGGUUCAUGAACAAAUCUCUUUUGACACGAUAUGUCAAAGCAUGUACAUCACACAGAUCUGAAAAUCCUAAUACAAAGAAAUCAGUUCGUGUAGCAAGUAACGCACUUGUCAAUUCCAUGCUCUUCAAUGGUGAUUCAAAAUUUAGGAGCUUCAUUUUAGACACAUUAUGCCAUGACGAAAUAUCUGAAAUCUGCAAAACUGACAACGUUAUACUCGGUGUUGGAAUGCAACUUUUUGAAAAACAUUCUAACAGCCAGAAAGAGCUUAUCAAACAGUCGAUGCGACAGUUAGCGAGGCUUCUCCAAGUCAUUAGAGAAAGUGAUUCAGAAUUUGCAAAUAAAAAAUUGGAAUAUUUCAUCGACCUCACAUAUUUUGAUAUAGAAGUCAAUUCUGUGAAAACUUCAUGCAAAGCAAACUUCAGUUCAUCAGAGAAAAUGGAAUAUGACAUUCCAUCAUUGGCUUUAAAAAUUGGUCAUAAUUUGAGAAAAAGUGUAGGAUUUUUGAGGGGCCAAGCUUUAAGAGCAGGUGAAUUUCAGGAAGAUAAAAAAUUAUCCUCAUUCUUACAACUUUUGGAUUUGGAAUGGGAAGUGCGAAUUUCAUCUAAUGCUCUUUCUACCUUAACUAAGAGAAAGAUCAAUAGUUCAUCACUCCUACCUCUAACACAGGACCUAUUGAAGUUGAAUGAGCAUAUUAUGAAAGAAAUAGAAAUAUUCAAAGUGCUACUACAAAAUAAUUCCUGUGAGACAACGGCUUGGCUUCGUUUAGCACAACUUACUUUAACCAGAAUAAUUUUAUUUAAUAAACGAAGAGCUGGAGAAAUGUCACGUAUGACAAUCAAACAAUAUUCAUCUUGUCCAGAUUGGUCGAAAGAGUCAACUGUAGAAUUGCAAGACAGUUUGACUUCAUUCGAAAAAGAGCUCGCAAAUAGCAUGAAACUCAUACAAAUACCUGGGAAACGUGGCAGAACGGUACCUGUUCUACUUAGGGAAGAAAUGGUUUCUAGUAUUAAUCUUCUUAUUUCAACGAGAAUGUCGGCAGGUAUAAAUUCAAGUAAUUCAUAUAUAUUUGCAAGAUCCCAUAAGGACUCAAUGAGUUAUAUUAGAGGACCAGAUGCUUUGAGAUUAAUUGUUGAAAAUGCUGGCCUCAGUUCUCCCAAAUCUAUUACUAGUACAAAACUGAGGAAAUAUACUGCAACCGUAUGUCAAGUUUUCAAUUUACAAGAGAGGGAAGUAGACUGGCUGGCAAGACAUAUGGGACAUGAUGUUCGUGUUCACCGAGAUUUUUACAGGCUACAUGAAUCAGCAGUAGAGUUAACUAAAAUCAGCCGCAUCUUAAUGGCCAUCGACUCGGGGGAAGUUUCUAAAUUCAAAGGACAAUCUCUCGAUGGAAUCAAUUUGCAAGAUUUACCCGAUAUUACAGACAGUGCAGAUGAGUCUGAUGAAGAAGACAAGCCAGAUGAAGAGGAAGAUAUUCUUUCCAUUGGAACAUCACGACAAUCAAAUAAAACAAAAAAGAAUAGUUCUACGAAUGAUGAUGAACCAAUUAAGAAAAAGCGCAAGGGACAUCGGCCUUGGACACAAAAUGAAAAAAUAGCAGUUACCAACUUCUUCCGUGUUGCAAUAAAAAAGAAGAUUGUUCCAGGAAAGGUUAUGUGUGAAGAGUGCAUACGAAAUUCUGGGGAAGUGCUAAACCAAAGAAGAUGGACAGAUAUAAAAUAUUACAUCAAAAACUAUAUUACGAAACUUAACAAAAUAGCGAGGGCACCAACACCUCAUUAGUACUGGCGUUAAUAUUUUUUCAAGAACAAUUUCAAUUUUAAUUUUAUUGUAAUCUAUAUGAUUUCUUCAUUUUCAUCGUAUAAAUAAUAUUAUUCUAUCUUCAAGCACAUUUCAGUCAAAUGUUCCCACAACUCCAAAAAACUUCACACCCAUAUUGUUCAAUAUAUGAAAAUAAGAGCACAAAUGAUUUUAAUUUUAGAGGGCGCCACUAAACGAUGAAUUAUAGUGACCUCACAAUAGUUACAUUAUUGUUAUCUCCACACACCAGACCUUUAUUUACCGCUGUGGGGACAGAAAAUUUUUGACGGAAAUAUCACGAUGUCAUUGACUGUGAUGGUAACUACUGAGAGAAAUGAUAGCGUGAUAAUGAAUAAAUGAUUCCUACCAAAAAAUGAUUCAAUAAGUUGAAAAAUGAAAGAAGUAUACCACAUUUUCGUUAAGGGGACGAAGGUAUGUCCCCUGUACUUAGUAUAAGUUGUGCAAGUCCCCACAGCUCCGAAAAAAUUCACA